This is a messenger RNA of Naegleria gruberi, 1500 nucleotides long. RefSeq lists its product as uncharacterized. The record is from RefSeq and is a predicted model, not a curated record. The transcript has a single exon. The coding region runs from base 1 to 1500 and encodes 499 amino acids. Lineage: Eukaryota; Heterolobosea; Eutetramitea; Acrasida; Naegleriidae.
AUGGGAAAAUCGAAUCAAGCUAUUCAAACAGGAGAAAAUGUAAAUUCACAAAUUCAAUCAUUUGAAAUGAAUGUAACAAAUAGUCAAAAUAAUUCAUCAUUAGGAGUUGUGGAUUCGAAUAGUAAUAGCUUAACUAUUUCAUCAAGUGAAAAACAAAUUUAUGGAAAUGAGGAUUUAAUUCACAGAAGGUCAAACAUUACCGAAAUUAUCAAUAAUACCAAUCCUAGUACUACCAUUGAUCCAGAGAAGGCCAUUGAACUCAAUGCUAAGAGUAUUGAUAUCAAGACAGCUGGAGUUUCACCAAUUUUGAAAUCUGUCGAUAAUCCAAACGGAAAUGUGGAUUUUUCAACAUCUCAUUAUUCGAAUGGAUCUUCAACAAUGGAAAACAUGUCUCAACAAGAUCUGGUUGAUUCCUCUCCAAGACUUUUCAAAAACAAUGACAAUUUAUUUGAUGUAGAUGUUACAGAAACAGAUGAUAGUGAUUCGUAUUCAGAUAUUGACAGUCGAUCCACUUGGGCAUUUAGAGAUUUAUCUGAUUUACAAUCAGAAGUUAGAAGGUUUCAAAUAUUUACCUUCAUGUCAAGUUACAAGUUUGUUCUCAUUCUCUAUUCUACAUUUGUCAUUUUCCAAAUAGCUUUGUGGUUAAUUUUGGGAGGUGUUGAGGAAGCUCUCUUCUCCAACUCACUAAGUCAUACUGGUGAGAGAAUCUUUCUUUUGGAAGGUGGAAUGCUUGUUUUUGAUAGAGGAUGUUCAAUGAGCACCAAGAUGGUCCUCAUCAUUGCAGGAGAAUCAGUUAUUUACAUUAUUUUUGAAAUUGUAGCACUGAUAUUAUGUAUCAGAUCAGACAGAGACACAUGGAGUGUGAAAAAAGAGGCCAUUCUCAUUAUCAUCUUUCAAGUUAUAGCAAUAAUUGCAUUUGUAGUGACUGGUUUAAUUGAUGAAAUUGUUACAUUGACAGAUUACUUUAUUCCAUAUGGGUAUUCACUCAUGACCUUUUCACUUGUUGAAGUUUUCACUACUGUGCUAUUGCCAGUUGUGUAUGCAAUAGUGAGUGAGUAUAGGAAUUUAAGGAGAAUGGAUACAGAGUUUGACUCUGAGUUGGAACAAGUUCUACGUAAUAGAAAAUCAUUCAAUAAGAUGUUGGACUUUGCACGUCGAAGUUAUGCACCUGAGAGUGUGUUGUGCUAUCGAGAUAUUCAGAGAUUUAAAAAGUUGAGAGCUAACAAUCGAAGAAAGAUGGCUCAUCACAUUGUAAAUUCAUAUCUAACGAGUGGAUCUCCUUUGGAAUUGAAUAUUGACAAUAUUAUAAUAAGAAAAAAGGAAUUUUCUGAUAGGGUUUCUAAUACCAAUGAAAAGCUUCCAAGAGACAUGUUCAAUCAGAUCCAAGACCAUUGUUUGGUUGAUAUGAGAGACAUUUUUGAUCGUCUGAGAUCUUCUGAUAAGGAGAUUUACCAAAUGAUACAAGAUUGGAGGAUGAAGCAAUCAAAAUUAAUUAACUGA